This is a messenger RNA of Candidula unifasciata, 6343 nucleotides long. NCBI's taxonomy places the organism in Eukaryota, Metazoa, Mollusca, Gastropoda, Stylommatophora, Geomitridae. The record is from the annotation of a GenBank genome assembly.
AUGUCAAAGAAGUCAACAAAGUUGAAAGUUGAGGGUCUCCCUCGGGAUGCAACAGUGAGUCAGAUCUCAGUGUUGUUCUCAAACAAGCGGAAACUAGGAGGUGGCCCUAUUGAGAACAUUGAGCUUACUAAAGGAACUGCAAUUGUUACUUUUGAACACAGUAAUGCUGUGGACAUUAUUCUGGGUAGAGGGAAUACUGUGCAGUUCUAUGAUGUGACUGUGAAAGUGACACGCUACUUUGAUCCUGAUGAUGUCAAGCCAGAUAUGAAACAGAUCAGAACUGCUUCUAAAGGAAACAUAAACAGUGAUGAACAAGAGUUAUCAGACUGUGAAGACAUGCAUGAAAAGAUAAAAAAGAAGUCAAAGAAGCCCCUUAAGGAAACUGAAAAGAAGAAGAAAACAGCUAUCGUCAAGAAACAAUCUUCUGUUUCAGGUAAAGAAGCAAAAACACAUAGAAAAAAGUCUAAAACCUAUUCUGAGACAAGUGAUGAUGAAGAUAUAGGCUCAUCUGAAGAAAAGUCUGAAAGUGAAUCAUUACCUAGGAAAUCUAAAACUCAAAAGUCUGUGAAGGAAAAAAUAACAAAUGAAUCAUGUUCACCUCCAAAAACAUUCUCAGCAAAAGAAAACAAAGACCACAAGAUGAAAGUCUCUAAACAUGCGGCAUCACAUGAUGAAUUGUCAGAUUCAGAAUCACAGUCUGAGAAACUAAAGAAUAAAAGACACAAAUCUUUGAAUGAGAUUUCAACAACAAAAAAGUCAUCUGUGAAUAGGAAGAAAACUUCAGAUUCAGACAGAGAUUCAGAAUGUUACAGGAAAAGAUCUAAAGCAAACUCACGGACUGUUGAAGAUAAUGUUGAUGAAUCAACAGAAACAGAAUCGUCACUAGAGAGGCCAGCAAAGAAAACACAUGCCGUACACAAAAAGUUAUCAAAGAAGAAACGUACAGCAGAAAAGGCAAGAUCUGAGUCGGAAAACUCAGAAGAAGAUCAUACUGAAGAAUCUGAAGAGCUGUGGAAAACAACCAUUAAGGCUAAAGUAUCAGAUAUAACAAAGACCAAAGAUUUUUAUGUCAUGUAUCUUGAAGACCCCCAUAUAUCACAAGGCCAGUUUUAUGAAGAAAGUUUUCUUUUGGAUGGGCUGAACAGAAACCUUUAUGUGACAUUCCAUGACAGAAAAGCUGCUGUUGCCACUGCCAGUUUUAAACACAAAGCUGAUAGUAAUCUACUGAAAGUUGAAAUGGCAACAAAGGAAGAUUUUGAUACCCACUUGAAUCUGGUAUCUGUCCAUGGAUAUUUCUGUAACACAGAUGAGCAGAGAAGAGAACUAAAGAAGAAAAUUGAAGAAAUAUCCCAAAUGGAAGUGAUUGAUAUCAUUCAGCAGGAGGAACCACGAUCAGCCAUUAUUGUGUUCAAUCCAGAUUCAUGUGAAGACAUUAGUGCUUUAACAUGGAUGCCUGUGCUCUUUGGCAACACUCGUCUGAUUGUGGCCCCAGUCUUCAAAACAAACUGUGUGAAAGUGACUGGUCUACACACCUUGAGCUCAGAUGAGACAGUGAAACGCUACAUGUCAAACUCUAAACGCAGCGGGGGAGGCACAAUUACUUUCUUUCAACGGUUGAGCGAAACUGAAGCCUAUGCCACCUAUAAAGAAAGAGAAAGUGUUGAUGGCAUUAUUGCAAAGGGUUCGCACACUCUAGAAGGUGGUACAUUGAAAGUCAGUCCAUACCAUCCUUGCCUCAGCACAGAAGUCUACAAGAAACUGGUUGAACCUCUGAAGCUUCAGCUCGGGAGCAAUACUGGUGCACCUGCUAAAUCUCCUUCAGAAUCUUCACGACAGAUGCAUUCAAGAGGAGAUAUUAAAGCAAACAGAUCAUUGCAUACAUCACAGACGAGAUUGGAGUUUAAAAAAGUUUCCCUUUACACAUACAUCGAUAAAACAUCAAAUAAAAAGAACCAGUAUGCAUUGAAACUCCUUAAAUGUGGAUAUGAGUUUCUGAAAAAACAGGAGGGUGUUCUUAUAAACAUAAUGCAGUCAGUUCAUUGUCGGCAUACUCUUGUUGACGAUGACAGUAUAAGUUCAUUGUUUCUAACUUUGAAUUGGCCCCACAAGAUAAAAUUUGUUGAAGUUCGCCGCAUGCUUGAUCGUGGUUUAGAAGAAUUGAUAAAAUAUCUCGAUACUUUUACAGUAGCACAGUUUGAAUUGCCUCAGUUUUAUAAGUUUCAGCAGUAUUACCUUAUGACAUACCAAGAUGAAGUGCUUGGUUUUGACAUUUACUUUGACAGCUUGGAUAACCUGGCUUAUGUUGUCACCAGCACUGAAAAAGAACAUUUCAUAGAGAACAGAAUGAAUGCUCUGUACCAGAAAUUUACUACCAGUGCUCUCUUUCCAACAGCUUCAGAUCAUAAUAGAUCCUACAUGAAUAAUCAGAGUGGUGAAAGCAGACCAAGACAGAAUGAAAAAACCUCAGAAAAUAUAAGGCCAGGAAUUGUUAGACAAGAACCAAUGCAGAAUGUAUGCUCUUCAAAGGACCUUAAUCAGACAAACAAGAAAAAACCUGCUGUGCCUCCGAAACCUCUGAAAGAAAAUAAUAAAACCAAGGGAACAGUUCAAAAUGAGGUUAUGCUUGCACAGUUGCCAGUAGAGCAGAAAUUAGAGUUAGGAGAAAAUGAUUUAAUUAUGCUGGAAAGAACACAUUUUCAUAAGGAUUUGGAGGCAAAGAUUGUGCCUCUUCAAAUCAUUUUGAACACUGAACAAAGGUGUGCCAUCAUCAAGAGCAGUGAGAAAAGUAAAACUAAUGAAGCUCAAGUUGAGUUGUUAAUGAAAGUCAGAGAUUUCAAAAGCACUGAUAUCACAAGCUUAUUUUCACCAGAACAACUGCAGUUUCUAGACAAACAAGAAGUUCAGAACAAAAUAAAUGACACAUACAAAGAGAUGAAGUAUCAUGCACAUGUCAGAUGUAGCAAUGGCAAAGUAUCUGUUUAUCAUAUGAAAGAUGUAGACAGUAAGCUUUGGAAAGAUGUUGUCACUUCUCAGGUUAUGUCCAAGAAAAAAGAACUUAACAAGGACAUGGUUUUGAUUUUGCAGUCUGAGAAAGGACGAAAGUUUUUGGCUGAUGUUUGUGAAAUAAGUGAUGGCAUGAAAGUAAGAUCUUGUGUGAAACUAGACAACAACUUCCUGCAUAUAGUCACCCCAGCACAGCAGCUGGACAUUGUUUUAAAAUCAGUAGACAAGUUUUUAGAAGAGAACAAAUCUUUUGAAAGAUCAGUUCUAUUUUCUGGUGGAAAGAAGAAGUAUGUCCAAAAAUGCUUAAGUCAAGACUUUGCACAGAUUUCAAAUUCUCUGAUCCCUCUGGGUGCUAAAAUUGUUGAACGAGCAGACAAUUAUAUAGUCCAGGGACUUAAAGAUGGUGUCAUAGAGGGAGAGAAGAGGUUAUCUCAACUGAGUGACAAAAUACUGGUCCAAGAAGUCAGUCUGAAAUAUUUUGGCGUCCAAGAAUUUCUGCAGACAGCUGAAGGAGAAUCACUUUUAACACGCGUAGAGAAUGCACAGAGUUGUGUUAUCUUGCCUUCAACGGAUUUGCCUUCAGGACAGAGUAACUUCACAGCUUUUGGAGGACAAAAACUGCCGCAGUCACAGAAACCCCCGAGUCUUAUUGCUUUGGAUAAAUUAGGAGACUGUUCUAUCAUGUUCCAACAGGGGGACAUAACUUCCAUUGACACUGAAGCCAUUGUUAAUCCCUUAGAUUCCACUCUCAAGUUCAGCAGUGGCCUUGCCAAAGCUUUAAUUUUGAAAGGAGGCCACAAGAUCCAGUCUGAGCUAGCCUCAUCUCAACCACAUGGUGUCUCAGGUGAAAUCAUUGUGACUUCUGCUGGCAAUCUUGACAAAUGUAAGACUAUCAUCCACGUAGUAUGUCCAGUUUUCAGCAGUACUGAAAUGGACGAACUAGAAAGAGCAGUAGCCGCUUGUCUCCAAUGUGCAUCAAGCAAGGGAUUAAAGUCUAUUGCCCUUCCAGCCUUGGGUACAGGAAAGAUUUUGAAAUUUGAUACAUUUGUGGCGUGUCAACGCUUGAUAAAAGCUCUGCAUCAGCAUUUAAUGUCAGGGGACUCUACUCUGAAAAAUAUUCAUCUUUGUGACACCCAAGCUGACCAUGUGAAGCAGUUAAUUGAUAGAUAUAAGAACGCUUUUAGCCGAGAGGUUGACAGUGUUGGAUCGCUUCAGGAGACUGACAGAAAUUUAGCAGCAGCACGCCCUAUUCCACAGCCAAGGACAUUUCCUCCACAAGCAAGCAGAGGUCAGAGGGAUUUCAGGCAUAUUAAGGUCACCUGCAUUCUAGGAGAGAUAGCCAAGCAAAAGACUGAUGUCAUUGUGGUAACAGUUGGAAAUAAUCCGGACCUGUCCAAAAGUGGAAUGACCAAGGAUAUAGUGAAACAUGGUGGUGACAUAGUUCAGCAGGAGUUCAACAGCAACUACGGCAAUGGCAUCAAACCAGGAGAUUUUGGUCAAACUUCUGGAGGAAACCUGCCAUGCAAAAGAAUCUUUUAUGCCAGAUUGCAUCACUGGAGAGGAGACAGUGAAGAACAUAUGAGCAAAUUGGUCUAUAAAUUGCUACAAAAUGCUGACCAGCAAGGAAGUGAUUCCAUGUCAAUACCAGCAAUAGGAACUGGAAAUCUAGGUUAUCCUGCAGAUACUGCAGCUGAUGUUAUCACAAAUGCCAUAUGCCAGUUUGCGAUGGAUAAUCCAAACUCAUCACUAAAAUUAAUCAAUCUUGUUGUGUUUCCAAAAGCUUCUGAUGUUGUGCAGGCUUUUCAGGCAGCUCUGUCGGGAGGUAGACCACGAGAUACCGAAGCUGGUGCAAGUGGAUAUGCUAGAUCAGGUCAUAAAGAACACCGUACGGGCGAGUUACAGAUGAAAUCUGUGACACUGAAAAUCAAGAAGGGGGAUAUAACAAGUGAAAAAUGUGAUGCAAUCAUAUGUGGUAUUAGAGAAACAAUGGAUCUGUCAAGUUCUGGUGCAGUUAGCAAGAAUCUUCUGAAGAAGUGUGGCUCAGCACUCCAGGAUGAAUGCAACAGUAAAAAGGAUGAAAUGGCUCAGAAGGGUUAUAUUACCACCUCAGCUCCCAAUCUGAACUGUAAGAACAUCUAUCACGUCAGCAUGGACAAGUUUUCUCACAACUGGGACAAAUGUGUCAGCCAGGUGUUAGCAGAUGCUGAAAGCCAAGGGUGCACAUCUGUUGGAAUUCCUGCCCUAGGAGCUGGAUCCAGAAGGGCUGACCACAAAAACAUAAAGCAGUCGAUACUGAAAGGGGUGCACUAUUUUGCAAGCAAAGACAAGGUAACAUUAAAGGAUGUCAGACUGGUGGUGUUCAGUCAAGAAAUGUUGGAUGACUUUCUGGAUGACAGUGACAGUCCUAGACAGUCGUCACAUGGCCAUGAAGAUGACAGAGGUUCAAACACUGCAACAGCUGUUUCUGAGCAUGUCAGUUUGAAAAUUUACGCUGACAGUCACAAAACCAUUGCCAAUGCCAACAAAGCACUAAAUGAUGUUGUGAAGGCAGCUUUCAAGAUAGAGAAAGAUAAAAAAAACCAGCUGAAGAUAUUUACUAAACAUCAGGUGCGACAGCUGGAAGAAGAGGGAAGGAGAAAUCAGGUCAAGGUGAAUGUCAGUAUAGAGGAGAGUCUGGUCACAAUGAGCAGUUUUAACAAAGAUGGCAUUAUUACUGUCCAAAAACUGUUGAAUUCUCAGCUGAUUGCUUCUGUAGAAGAUCAUCAUAAGUCUCUGCAUCAGGCAGUUAAAUCUGCCGUAAUUUGGCAAUUUGAGCAGGAGAAAUGGCGGGACUUUGAACCUGUAUUGAACAGUGAACUGGAGAGUGCCUACAAGAAGAAAUCACUGCACUAUGACAUAACCGAUGCCAGAGGUCGCAAUUAUCGGAUUGAUUUUUCUGCCAUGAAAGAAUUCCCAUUACAAAAUGGAACACCACAUGGACAGGGAUUUAAUGUCAGGAGAUACGAUCGUACAAAAGAAGGUGAACCUCUGCCAAAACAGUGGGAGCGUAUGAAAAGUGAUGAGAAUCUAAAAUUAGUGGUGCUGCAAGCUGGGAGUCCAGAGUUUCAGACAGUAGAAAAACGAUUUAUCCAGGGUGGGGCGGCAAAUAUCCCUAUCAAAAAGAUUGAGAGGAUACAGAACAAAUCACUUUAUCAACAAUUCAAGGCAAAGAAACGUGAGAUGGACCAUCGCAAUCCAAAGGGACAUAACAACGAGCAGAGGUUAUUUCAUGGCACUGAUGUUGGUUCUGUCACUGCCAUUAAUGAGAAUGGUUUCAACCGCAGUUACUGUGGAAAAAAUG